Messenger RNA from Caenorhabditis bovis, 1689 nucleotides. The record is from the annotation of a GenBank genome assembly. Lineage: Eukaryota; Metazoa; Nematoda; Chromadorea; Rhabditida; Rhabditidae.
AUGACUGAUGUCAAACAAGAAGUCAAACAAGAGGUUGUUGAAAACACUAAUGGUGCUGAAAAUGGAGCAGCAGAGACUCCUGCCCCUGCGAACAAUUUCGAAGAAAAUGAAGACUAUAAGAAGCUCAUCUCGCUCAAAGUGAAGCCUCCAGUGGCUGAAGCUAUAGUUGAAAUAUAUCAAUCCGGAUUACUUUCCCCUGAAGAUUUCGAUGAGCGUGCGAUUGAGAUGAUUAAUUCCAUUACUGUCGAUCAGGCGAAAUACAUCUUCAAAGAAAUAGCGGCAUCAAAAUUGUUUGGUGUAUCGACUAAAUCGCUUUAUGUCACCUCAUUGAUCAGGUCCUUCAAAGAUCGUGUCCGACAGCAAGGUGCGGCAGCUGUGUUGUCUGGAAAACUCAUUCAUGGACCAGAUCAAGCCUCUCUAGAGGCAAUUUUGGCUAGAACUGGAUAUCCUAUUGAAGUUACCAUCGGUCAGCGUAAAUAUGGUGGACCACCGCCUGACUGGGAUGGACCGGCGACAGGACCAUCAGGACAGGGACAUGAGAUAUAUGUUGGACAUAUUCCGACAGAAUUAUUCGAGGACACACUUAUUCCACUCUUUGAACAAGUGGGAAAGAUCUGGGAUCUCCGUCUUAUGAUGGAUCCGGUAACCGGAAUGAGCCGUGGUUACGCGUUCAUCACAUUUUGUGAAAAGAACGACGCCGCUGAAGCGGCGAAGAAAUAUGACGGUCACGAUAUUUUGCCCGGAAAAUCAAUCAAAGUGAAUGUCUCUGUCGCUAACACUCGCCUAUUCAUUGGAAAUAUUCCGAAGACGAAAUCUAAAGAUGAAAUUCUCGAAGAGCUCAAAUCUCAUGCAGAUGGCGUUACUGACGUGAUUAUUUAUUCGGUGCCCGACAAUGACAAAAUCAAAAACAGAGGAUUCUGCUUUGUCGACUUCAUCGACCACAAGACAGCAUCUGAUGUUAAGAGAAAGAUCUCUCAAAUGAAGAUUCGUCCAUUUAAUGUAGAGGUAUACGUUGACUGGGCUGAACAGCAGGAAGAGCCUGAUGACGAAACUAUGUCGAAAGUGAAGGUCUUAUAUAUUCGCAACAUAAAGGAAGCCGUAACCGAAGAGAAACUUACGGAAAUUUUCAAAGAAUUUGGAGAAUUGGAGCGCGUAAAAAAGGUUAAAGAUUACGCUUUCAUUCACUUUAAUGAGCGUGAAGACUGUCUAAAGGCGAUGGAAGCUUGGAAUGGAAAAGAAUUAGAAGGAACUGUCGUUGAAGCUUCUCUGGCCAAGCCUCCACAAGAUAAAAAGAAAAAGCCGAUGAUCAGGGGCCGAGGAUACCAGCAUGGUGGUCCUGGAAUGUACGGCGGACCCCGAGGAGGAGCUAUGCGCGGAGGUGGUGGCGGCCCAGGUUAUCAUCCGAAUCCAUAUGAGAUGGGAAUGGGCUGGGGUGGUGGCUAUGGUGGUCCAGACAUGUAUGGAGCUUAUGGAGGAGGAUUUGGUGGUGCCUACGGUGAUUAUGGCUUUGGUUUUGGAUUCCGCGGAGCUCGCGGUGCCCCAAGAGGAAUGAGGGGCUUUCCACGCGGGUUCGGCAACAACAGGCGAGGUCGCGGAAAGCGACCGGGGGAUGGGAGAGGUGGUCCAGCAUCGAAGAGGGAUAACGGAAAACAAGACUUUUCAGCUGAUGUAAACAUGAGCACUUUUUAA